AGCAUUUACAGAUUCACAAGAAAAAUAAUUGAACAUUAUUUUGCCAUAUGUGUUAAAUUGAAUUCGUAAAAAAAACGUUGACUUUUCGAUAAGAAGACAACAGGAAUCUAGCAGCUGCUUGUUGAUGGCACUACGCGCUUGGAGGACUUGGUUUGGGCAGGUUUUGCGCAGAGUGUCUAGGCUGCAGGGCUCGUGGUCCCGGCGAUCGAGCAGUCUCCUGUYUCUCUCUGCGAACCCGGAGCAGGAUUUGGGGACCUGUUACAGGGAUCACACACAUAGCAGUCUCCACUACUGCUCUUCUGUCCACCGCACCCACCGUCACCAACACGCGCCAGUCUGUCCCUCCUCUUUCAGCCGCUGCCAACGCUUUCCCGAUUGCUGCGCAGCCUUCCCGGGGGAUCGGAGGGGACAUGAGCCCCUCACUCGCCGGUUCCUGGUGGUCAUGAAGCGGCAGAACGUGCGGACCUUGUCCCUGAUCAUCUGCACGUUCACGUACCUGCUGGUCGGGGCCGCGGUGUUCGAUGCCCUGGAGUCAGACUUCGAGAUGCGGGAGAAAGAACAGCUGGAGGCAGAGGAGAAGCGUCUCCAAGGGAAAUACAACAUUAGCGAGGACGACUACCGCAAACUGGAGACCAUCAUUAUGGAGGCCGAGCCCCACAGGGCCGGAGUUCAGUGGAAAUUUGCGGGAUCUUUUUACUUUGCCAUCACAGUCAUCACCACCAUAGGUUAUGGCCAUGCAGCUCCCGGCACAGACGCGGGGAAGGCCUUCUGCAUGUUCUAUGCCGUCCUGGGGAUACCCCUGACCCUGGUCAUGUUCCAGAGCCUGGGCGAGAGGAUGAACACCUUUGUCAAGUCCCUCCUGAAGCGCAUCAAGAAGUGCUGUGGCAUGCACAUCACCGAUGUUUCCAUGGAGAACAUGGUGACGGUGGGGUUCUUUUCCUGCAUCGGGACGCUGUGCAUCGGGGCGGCCGCCUUCUCCCACUACGAGGACUGGAGCUUCUUCCAGAGCUACUACUACUGCUUCAUCACACUGACUACCAUCGGCUUCGGGGACUUUGUGGCCCUGCAGAAGAACCGGGCCCUGCAGCGGAGGCCCCUGUACGUGGCCUUCAGCUUCAUGUACAUCCUGGUGGGCCUGACUGUCAUAGGAGCCUUCCUCAACCUGGUGGUGCUGAGGUUCCUGACCAUGAACAGUGAGGACGAGAGGCGAGACGCAGAGGAGAGGGCCUCGCUGGCGGGGAACAGAAACAGCAUGAUCAUCCACAUUCAGGAGGACACGCUGGGGAGAGGAGGAGGUGCAGGGAGGAGGCGCAGGGAAACGCAGGGCCAGUUCUGCUCCGAGGUCACCGAUGUGCCAUCUGUCUGCUCCUGCAUGAACUACCACUCACAUGAGUUUGGUAGCUGUGGGGGAGAGAUGGGAGUAGGGAGAGGGAUGGGGGGAGGAGGAGGAGGGAUAGAAUGUGCCUUCUCCCACCAGAACUCCUUUAGUUCCCAGUUGAACCCCCACCAGUACUUUCACUCGGUGUCGUACCGCAUCGAGGAGAUCUCUCCCAGCACCCUAAAGAACAGCUUCUUCCCCUCGCCCAUCAGCUCAGUCUCCCCAGGCCUCCACAGCUUCACAGACAAUCGCCGACUCAUGAAGAGAAGGAAAUCUAUCUGAGCCUAGUGCAUCAUAGUGUUUUGAACUAUAUGUUGCAUUUCAACGUUUUUGCCUAAAUGGUAAAACGUUGAAAUGGAACAGAUCAUCAGACUGGGUUGGCCUAUCUACACAGGCAACUCCUAGCUUUCCUUUUUUAUAUACAAGUACAAUGCAUCUCCAAUGUUGCUCCUAACCAAAUCUUAUUUUAGAACUUUUGUUUUGUUUCUUUUGGUUGGUCUAAGGAUAUAAUAUAUUGAAGCGAUUCAUAGGGAUUGACAGAAGAGGAAGGAGCUUCGGAAAGAAAUGGAAAACCUUUUGGACAUGAAUUGUGUUUUUUUUUCUUGUGAGGGAUUCAACGCAUGUAGCAUGGACACUUAGUGUCCCAGGGAAUUGGCCCAUCUGAGAAAUACAAAUCAGAACCAUCAGAUGUUAUUACAACUUUCCUUAUUGCCGGCUCAUUAAAAUACUAUAGGAUCUUGGUAACAAUGUACCAAAUGAUGCACACUUAGCAUUGUAAUGGAGAAAUGCUAUUUUUUUAAAGUGAGUAUGCCUGUUUCACCUUAACUUAAAAUGAUUGCAGUUAAGUGCUUUUGAAAUGACUUAAAAAGCAUCAGGUAUUAUUUUCUAUAAGCAAUUCUAUCUAGGAAAAAAAGCAAAAUGAUUUAUUUACAGAACAUCAUGCCAAAAUAUUGUUGCCAAUCUUAGCAUGUGCAUUAGAAGUCAUCAAAUGAGUGUUUCAUUUUUGUUUCUUUUUUUUAAAUAGCAGAUUUGGUAUUAUUAUGGUUUGUGUCUGUAGAUGUUUUCUUUCUGGAUUUCAGAUUGUGUAAAAUAUGAGGAUGAGAAAAGGAGUAACAAGGGUUUUAUGGCUUUCCAGUUUGAAAAAGUUGCUAUGUGCAUGUACUUGUGAAACUGGUAUGCAUAUAGAUGUAUGAGAAAAAAUAAUAAUAACCUUGCAAUUUAUUUGAAUUUUGAUAGCAAAUAAUCAUAAUAAUGAUUUAAAAAUAUACUUAAUUUAUUUAGCCACUUAAAAGUAAUGAUGUAUAGUGUAGGCUAAACAGCUUAUUUGUUUUUCCAUUUUUUUCCAUUCUGAAAAAUUGUACAAUAACCUUUGCUCUCAGGUUUUGAAUGGAUAGCCUAUUUAGGUUCUGGUCCCCGAAUCAAAUCACGAAAAGAUAUCCCGGAAAUCCGAAUGCACCUGCCAAACAAAACAAUACAUAUCAAUUUAUUUUUUAAAUAGUACACAUUUUCCAGGAAAAGGAUAUUGAGAUGCAUCAUCUUACUAAGCGAAGCUUCCUGUACUAUAGACCAGCGUGGGUUCAGAGCGCGCGCACACACAUACAGAUCUUCACUGUAUCGAGCCAUAGAGGAGCAGGCCAGGAUACUGUACCACUGCUAUUCUAUAAGAAUGUUAAUGUUGAUGACAGGUGUAAUCCAAGAGUCCACACUUCAAUUGUGUCACUAAGAAUAUAUACACGCCUUCAGRUUACGAACACAAUGACAGGCAUUUGAGAUGUAUACAAUGAUGUUAUCCUUGGGUUUAAUACAAAACAUUGAAAUUCAAUGACAGUCAAAUGGCAAUCAAUGGGUGAAAAUUGACGAGAUGAAGGAGCAAUGCAAUACUCGGCAUUGAUUCGUUAAGCACAAAAUGUGCCAAUUAAGUCGGCAACAGGGCAAAGGGAUAAAUGCCAUGGAUACCAUUAGGCAGAUUUCCUGUCAUUGACACAGGUUAAUUAAACAAAAGAAAUGUCGCCAAUUUAUCGUUGCAAUGUGUAAUGAAAACGGCAGAUAUUGGAGACAUUUUUCUAAAGAUCAACAACAUUUUUAUCAGUUUGACAGGAUGUUUCUUUUGUCUAACUUUAUUUGUUGCGGCAAAUGAUGAUGGAAAACACGUUUUUUAAGAAACGAUGAUUGCCGAAUAAUUUUGAAGGUACGUGGGGAAAGUGAUGUCAUCACGUAGGUUGACUAUAAAGGUCCACUUCACAAUUCUAAAUGCAUACUGCUUGCAACAUCUAUUUUAUAAAAAUCUAUAUAAAUAAUUUUUCUUUGCAAGACAAGGAUUAUUCUGACUUUCAAGAAUGCCCGAAUUGCUUCGCCUUGCUUUUAUGGUUGGCUGGCAAGUUUCGCAUCCAAUUAUUUCAGAUCUACAGGAGUGCAUAGACCUUGGCGACAUGUUGGCACAUGAGGAUUAUUAUGGAACAUAUUCGUCUAUUAUUGCAUUCUAGUAUCCAUGCUGACUUUCGCGGGCUACCUGAGACAUGAAAGAGAUAGAUGAGAGGGCAUACAGGCUGUUGCCAAUUUAUUAAUGCGGAAAUUGCCUAAAUGGGUAAUGGAAACAAUUCUACCAAUACAUUUUUAUUCAAGACUAGGUUUUUGCAAAAAGGUUUUGGGGUUUAGCUGUGACGUCAUUACGUCCAGCUGUUUUUAGCGACACAAGAUAGUUACAUGGAAACGCACCCUAGCAGACAAUUAUUGCAUCUACUUUCUAUGUCGACAAAAAAAUCCCUGGACAAGUUAAUGGAAACAUACCUAGUGUCUGUCUUAAAUGAAAAUAACAAAACAUGAACAUCCAAGGUUCUAGAAUGUUCAGAUGACCCUAGAAAUGCAUAUGUAAAUAUACAGACUACUUUAUAUCUACUGUACAGUACAUAUAUUGUAAGUAUUCAUCCUUUGGAAUAAAACGGCCUUUCCACAGCUCAGAUGCGUUAGCAUUUUUACAAAUUUUAGCAUAUGUGCCUUUAAAAAACUAUAUUUCAAUGUUUCUAUUCCUGUAGGCACAUUUUAUGUCUGAGAAAUAAAUCAAACAUUGUCCUUAUAAAAUAUGUAUCCAUCUCUAAGGAUUCAUGUACACUUCAUACAAAUGCAAAACCAAAGCAGAAAUUGACUUAUUUUCGGCAAACCACACAGACACAAGCCGGCUGAUUUACAACUUAAAAAGUACUUAUUUAGGCAGAACUGCCACAGGUUCUACGCUUGUCGAAUUAUUGAGGUGAAUGAUGGGUAUAGGUGGAGAAAUCACUCUUACAUUUAGCUAAACUACUAUAUGUGUAAUUUAUUGGCAUAGAUGGUGGACAUGCACAUAGAUAUUAAGGGUUGAGAGUCAAUGUUAAAGUCAUUUUGAUUGAUUAUGAGUCAAUAUUGGCUUUUAAUGACUGAUCAUACCAUAGUGAGGUGAUGCCAACAUGAUAAUGCUUUACAAUGAUUUACAAGAGAGUAAAACAAUAAUUGUUACUGGGGUUUGCUUGCCAGGAAAUGUGCCAUAUUACCAUGCAUGGAUUAAAUGCUGAGUGAGUCAACAGAUAACAGAUGUUUGUUAACACAUAUAUAAAACACAUUGUACGAAAUACAUUGAUAUUGACUUGUGGUAUUUAUAUUAGUUGUUGAAUUAUCCCUACUCUUUCGAAGUAAUACAUUUGGCUUUUUACCUCCAAGCUGUGCACACAGAAACAGAAAGUAUUCUGGAUUCAGGUGGUUAUUGGCCGAUCUUUCUGCAUUCUGCAUGUCCUCCUAAUGCCUGAGGCUUAAUGUGGCAGAUAUCACCAUGUGCCGGCCAGCUCUCUAUCUGCCCAGAAGUCCAAAGUGCCAAGUUCUCCUAUUACAGGGACAAAGAGACACAUAUUGCACAACUAUAUGUGUCAUGAUGAACUCUAGAAGGCUGUUGGGUUACUUGUAUGAUUCCAUGUUACUGUUUAUUAAUUUCUCUAAUUUCUUGAGAUAAAAAAAUAAUCCUUUGCAAUAGAAUAUUUAUUUUUUAGGUCUGAUGAACAAAUGCCAUGUACCAUGUUUAUUUUACACAUUACAAAAAUGCUAAAUGCAUACCAUCUCCACAUGACACGUUUUAUCAAUUUGGUUAAACAAAUGACCAAAUUGACUCAAUGGACAUUUUUGUUUCACAGUUUUGGAAAACUCCUGAUGUCAAUACAUGCAGCGGUAUGGGCUUUCUCUUUUCAAUAAAUGGGAAAGAGCAACUUGUUGAGUAAACAACCAUUUAUGUUUAUGUUUUCAUUUUUGGGUGUGCAUGAUUUGGUGUGGUGACUUCCUGGUCAGGUGACCUGGGUGAAGCCAUGACACCACUUGAAUAAAAACUAUGAGCCUCCUUCUCACACGGCCCAAACCCUCUGA
Messenger RNA from Salvelinus sp. IW2-2015, 5758 nucleotides. Its product is annotated as potassium channel subfamily K member 9-like. The coding region runs from base 125 to 1660 and encodes 511 amino acids. Gene Ontology annotation, cellular component: plasma membrane. Lineage: Eukaryota; Metazoa; Chordata; Actinopteri; Salmoniformes; Salmonidae. The record is from RefSeq and is a predicted model, not a curated record. The transcript is spliced from 2 exons. Gene Ontology annotation, biological process: stabilization of membrane potential; potassium ion transmembrane transport. Gene Ontology annotation, molecular function: outward rectifier potassium channel activity; potassium ion leak channel activity.